This is a messenger RNA of Clupea harengus (Atlantic herring), 3153 nucleotides long. RefSeq lists its product as uncharacterized. The record is from RefSeq and is a predicted model, not a curated record. Lineage: Eukaryota; Metazoa; Chordata; Actinopteri; Clupeiformes; Clupeidae. Gene Ontology annotation, molecular function: peptidyl-prolyl cis-trans isomerase activity; protein binding.
UUUCUCCUCAGUAGGAAUUGAGAACAUGCUCUGGUGAACACCACCACCACACCAUACUUUCUAGAACCAACUUUCCAAACCUGGGAAUAAUCUCUCCCUCCCAUGUAUCCCUGGUCUUACAGGAGAUUACGCCCGAAUAUUCUAGAGCAGGUGGGGAGGUUGAGGGAUUAGCGUGCACAGAAUAAAGUGACUGCCGUCAACCUGGCUAAUCCAGCCAUCUGUCAGAGAGCAGGAGGGACGAACCUGCCCAACAGGACAACUGAGGUUGCCUUCACCAGAGAGACUAAUUACACCACACAGACUCCUCGCAUGUUCAGCAGAGACACAUACACACACAGAUAGUAAUUAACACCAACAGGACUAAGACACACACUGGCUUUUUUGUUGUUGCAAGAGAGUCACAAAGAUAUUGAGACUGAGAGGGAAGACGCGUUGAUCGCUCAGAUACACACACACAGCUGAGCUAUAACCUCACAGAAGCUACUGCUUGGCUGCAGUGUUUCUCUACCCAAACCAGGACAUGGAGGAGACCUACCUGCUCAACCACCCUGGGGUGAAGAAGAAGAUCCUGAGUGGAGGACGGGGCCCCAUGCCUCACUUUCCUCCUGGGACUAAGUUGGUGUUCCACUUCCAAACACUGAAGGAUGAUUUUGAGAGGACGGUGAUUGACGACAGCCGUUUGGCCAAGCGUCCUAUGGAGAUCUUCGUGGGGAAGAUGUUCAAAAUUGAGGUGUGGGAGGUGCUGCUGUCCUCUAUGCGCAUCGGAGAGGUGGCCGAGUUUUGGUGCGAUGCCGCUCACACAGGCCUGUACCCCAUUGCGUCCAAGGGCAUGCGCCUGAUUGCCCAGGGCAAAGACCCCCUGGAGGGCCAGAAGCACAUGUGUGGUAUGGGCAACAUGUACAACUACCACUCCACCGGCUACCCAGAGCUAGAUGAGCUGAUGAGAAUGCCCCAGCCGCUAAUCUUCAUCCUGGAGCUGAUAGAGGUGGGAGACCUGAUGUCAUACAAGCGGGAGUCCUGGAUGAUGAAGAAGGAUGAGAAGCUCAAGUCUGUGCCACCGCUGCACAAGGAGGGCAAUACCCUGGUCAAGCAGGGGCGCUUCCGUGAGGCCGCCACCUGCUACCAGGAGGCAGUGGUGACGCUGCGUGCCGCUCAGUCCAGAGAGAAGCCUGGGGAUGAAGACUACAUAAGCCUGGCCAGGCUCAUCAUCCCCCUGGUGCUCAACUACUGUCAGUGUAUGCUGGAGCUGGAGGAGUACUACGAGGUGAUUGAACACACCACAGAGCUGCUGGAGAAGCACAAAGACUGUGUGAAGGCCUACUAUAAGAGGGCCAAGGCACACGCCGCCGUGUGGAACGAGAAGGAGGCCAGGAAGGACUUCCACAUGGUGGCCGCGUUGGACAUCACCCUGAGUCGCCUGGUGUGGCACGAGAUCCAGAAGCUCUCGGAGACGAUGAAGGAGAAGUACAAGGAGGAGAAGGAGCAGUACUGGAACAAGCUGAAGGAGGAAAAGGGGGAGACGGAGAAGAAAGAUGUGGAGGACGAAGAGGGGAAGGAGGAAGAGGAAGGGGAGGAUGAUGAGGUUAGCCUGACUGGGAUGGUGAAGUUGAAGGAGAUCGACGCAGAGAACUUGAAAAUCGAGUCCAAGGCCGAAGCCAAAGAGGAGGCAGCCACCAAUGAGAAGCCAGCGGGAGGUUUGGACGGUAAGGUGGGGGCCAAUAAGAACACACCAUUGGAGUUACAAGGUAAAGAUUGGCAGCAUAUGUUGAAGCUCACCAUGCACCUCCAAAAGGAGGGGAACCUCUACAUGUCGGAUCGCCACCAUGACGUUGCUGCUGAAAAGUUCAGGGAGGCUCUGGAGUAUGUGAAUUGCCUUCAAACCAAGCGGGUUGAGUAUAAAGGGGAGGACUGGGAGUCUCUGGAGAAAGUGCGCGUGCCACUCACGCUCAACCUGAGCCAGUGCUGCCUGGAGCUGCGUGAGUACGAGCAAGUGGUGGAGCUCACCGAUCGGCUGCUCAAGAGACACAAAGGCAGCAUGCGGGCGCUGUACCAGCGUGCCCGUGCCCACGCAGCUCUGUACCACGAGGAGGAGGCCAGGGAAGACCUGGCCAAGAUCCAGCGCCGCUACCCCAAAUUCAAGCCUGUCGUCCACCACGAGCUGAGGAAACUCGGCCAGAACAUCCGAGACAAGAGCACCAAAGACAAGAAGAACUACUGGUCCACCAUCGAGGACAAGUACGGCUCGGCCGACAAGGCACAGGCGGCCAAGAAGGCGGCCAAGAAGAAGAAAGUGGUCAAGUGGACGGACCAGGCAGCGAAGAAGGAGGCUGCGGCAGAGGAGAGCAAGGAGGGGCAGAAGGAGGGGAGCGAUGAGAAGAAAGAGGGGAGCGAAGCGGUUGCUGGAGAAGCAGUGGCAGGGUCCGAACACACAUCUACAAAGCAGGUCAAAGCCCCAGCUGUAGCUGGCGCAGGGGAAGAUAAAGCUGACAAAACACCCAGAUCAGGGGAGGAUAAAACGUCCGAGGGAGCCCCAUUAACUGCUGCGGCCUCAGCAGCCAGUGAGAUCUCCAAAGGGAUCAAAGAGGCCAAUGAGAUCAAAGCGCAGUGUGAGAUUAAGGGAGACUCGACCAAUGAGAAUCCCCCUGAUGCAGCCGGCAGUACAGUUCAAACAGCGUCUGCUAACAAGGUAGAGCUAGCUCCAGACGCCGGAGCUGGGGGCUGUGGGGCAGAAGGUGGGGUGGAGACAGACAGGUUAGCCGAGCAGACAGACAGGGCAGGGGAGAAGGAGAAGGAUGGCACGGGGGCGAAACAGGACGUGAAGAAGAAGACGACCCCUGACACUAAAGGAGCUCCCAAGGCGGCUGCCGGAAAACCCAAAGCUGCAACCUCAACGGGGAAAACCAACAAACCCCCCACGCAGACACCCAAACAGAAAAACAAAAACAAGAAGAAGAAAUGAGAGACUGGAGACACGUACUCUUAUGAGGAUGACUAAAAGUAACCACAAGGCAUUUGUGUAUAACAAAUAAAAAUGUAUUUAUUUCUCUGUACACAAUGAGUAGAAAGCAGCCAGUAACCCAUUCGUUUUUAAAAAGCCUUAGAGUCACACACAUUUUUUUGUACAAAUUAAAAAAUAGAAAAAGGAAAAACGAA